Messenger RNA from Colletotrichum siamense, 1398 nucleotides. RefSeq names its product Protein PNG1 (gene PNG1). Gene Ontology annotation, cellular component: cytosol; nucleus. NCBI's taxonomy places the organism in Eukaryota, Fungi, Ascomycota, Sordariomycetes, Glomerellales, Glomerellaceae. The transcript is spliced from 2 exons. Gene Ontology annotation, biological process: protein deglycosylation; glycoprotein catabolic process; protein quality control for misfolded or incompletely synthesized proteins. The coding region runs from base 1 to 1398 and encodes 465 amino acids. The record is from RefSeq and is a predicted model, not a curated record. Gene Ontology annotation, molecular function: peptide-N4-(N-acetyl-beta-glucosaminyl)asparagine amidase activity.
AUGGCUGGAAACGGAUACCCGCCUGGCCCGCCCAACGGCAACGGCGAGGACUACGGCGAGGAGUGGGCUCGGGAUUUGAGGGUAAAGUUCGAGUCUCUCCUCCGCGACAAGCGAAUGAACGACUUCCGCUCUUCUCGUCAAGGCACUCCCCAGCCUAGAGAAUCUGCGAGCAGCGCCAACCUCCGAGGUCUCGCUUCUCCCGGCAGACCCUCAACUUCCCACAGCAACACUGGAUCCAUGACACCAACACCACCUGCUUACUCUUCCAUCCGCCAUCUCCCUAUCGUCCCUACUCCUCCCGCCGCUGGCGACCGCGACUCCCAAAAAUUCCGCAACCUCCUCAUCAGCCUGUCUCUGACCCCUACCAAGUACGAGAACCCCGGUUUGUUGGAUGAGGCCCUGCAGUGCAUACCGCUCGAUCGGAUUUACGGUGAAGCCGAGGAGGAGUGCCAAGUAAUGCAGGCCGAGGCCAUGAGUAUGGGUGAUGGACGUAAGGCUACCUGGGGUUACCAAGACUGCGUUAUCCGGGCACUGCUGAGAUGGUUCAAGCGAUCAUUCUUCACAUGGGUCAACAACCCCCCUUGCCCCGUCUGCAUGUCGCCUACUAUCGCCCAAGGCAUGACUGCGCCGACCCCCGAUGAGAGUGCCUGCGGCGCACUCCGAGUCGAACUCUACCGCUGCUCUGCUGGCGAAUGCGGUGCUUACGAACGCUUCCCGAGGUACGGUGAUGUGUGGAGGUUACUGCAGACCCGCCGCGGCCGUGUCGGCGAGUGGGCCAACUGCUUUAGCAUGCUCUGCCGUGCCGUCGGAGGCAGAGUCCGCUGGGUAUGGAACGCCGAGGAUCACGUCUGGACCGAGGUCUACUCGGAGCACCAGAAGCGAUGGGUUCACGUCGACGCCUGCGAGGAAGCCUGGGACAACCCGAGACUCUACACCGACGGAUGGGGCAAGAAGAUGUCCUACUGCAUCGCCUUUUCAAUCGACGGUGCCACCGAUGUUACCAGACGCUACGUCCGCAAGACCGAACACGCCUCUGAGAGGAACAGGUGCCCCGAGGAGGUCCUUCUUUACAUCCUGCAAGAGAUCAGGAAUAUCCGCCGCCAGAACAUGGGCAAGGAUGAGCGAUUCAGACUCGAGAAGGAGGACAGCAGGGAAGAUCGCGAGCUCCGUGGAUACGUCAUCAAGUCCAUCGCCCAGGCCGUUACCGACCUCGUUCCUGGCAUGCCCAGCCCUUCAACCAAUGUCCCUGUCGCGCAGCCUCAGCAGAGGCGCGAGGACACCAAGCUUCCCGCUGAGCAACCUGGUCGCCAGACGACUGGAUCCGCCGAGUACCUCGCGGCCCAAGCCCGCGCGAGGAAUAACCAGUUCCCCCCGCACAACCCGAACCAACACCACUGA